GGCGGGGCCAGCCGGGGAUGUGGAGGGCGGCGGGCAUGGCCGCCGGGGACGGGCUGGGCCCCGCGCUGCGGGCCGUUACCGAGCGGGUGCAGCAGGCAGCGGCGCGCCGGCCGCAGGGGCUCCCGGCCGUGCAGCCGCGGCUGGUGGCCGUCAGCAAGACCAAGCCGGCCGAGAUGGUGAUCGAGGCCUACAGCCACGGGCAGCGCAGCUUCGGGGAGAACUACGUUCAAGAGUUGCUAGAAAAGGCAUCAGACUCCAGGAUUCUGUCCUCUUGCCCGGACAUUAAAUGGCAUUUCAUUGGCCACCUGCAGAAAACCAACGUCAACAAGUUGAUGGCUGUCCCAAACCUCUUCAUGUUGGAAACAGUGGAUUCGGUGAAGCUGGCAGACAGGGUCAACAGCUCCUGGCAGAAGAAAGGCUCCCCUCAGAGGCUGAAGGUCAUGGUGCAAGUUAAUACGAGUGGAGAAGACAGUAAGCAUGGCCUUCCUCCUGGAGACGCCACUGCUGCUGUGGAGCACAUCAUCAACAAGUGUCCCAGCCUGGAAUUUGUGGGGCUAAUGACCAUUGGCAGCGUUGGGCAUGACCUUAGUAAGGGUCCAAAUCCUGACUUCCAGAUGCUGUUGUCAUUGCGGAAGGAAGUGUGUGAAAAACUCGGUCUCCCCAUUGAGAAGGUGGAGCUGAGCAUGGGCAUGUCCACAGACUUCCAGCAUGCAAUAGAGGUUGGAUCCACAAAUGUCAGGAUUGGAAGCACUAUAUUUGGAGAACGAGAUUAUUCCAACAAAGCAGGCAGUGAAGGCAAAACUGAGACCUUGACAGUGCAGGGUCAGUAGGUGGGAAAAGAAGUGGCCUCACCAGAGGACAGCUGAUGGGAGACCUCACUAUGCAUUCUUCCCUCCCUCCGUGUCGGCACCCCGUCGUGAUGGUGAGAGGGAAUUCCUCCUAACAGAGCAGAGGCCAGGAAUGCCUCCUAAUUUAUUGUGAUUGUAGAGUACCCAUAGGAACUGGAAAUCUGUAGAACCAACAAAUGAUAUGACAAUGUAUGCUUGAAAGUGACUGUGGUAUCUUGGCUCCUUCAGGGUCCUUGGGUUGACAGGGUUGACCAAAGUGUUUGUCAGGAUGGAGCUGCUAAUGAAUCAAGCUGUAUCCUCACCAGUGGCAGUGAGUUUGGUUUCACUGAGGACUAAAUUCUUCAUUAAACAAAUUCUCAUCUCGCCACAGACCCUAUAAAUAUUUCCCCAAACAAAAGCUCUGCACGUGGUGGCUCCUGAGAGAUGCUGUGACCAGGAACUCUGCUAGAGACACACUGUGACACUGCAGAGGGCAAAGAGCAAGCCCAUGAGGAUGGGUAAGGAGCACAGCUGCCAGCUUGAGCUCACGUUUUGGGUGCAGGUGGCAAGUGUGGGAGUCUUUUUGCCUGGAGUUUGUAUUUAUCCUUCCCAGGCUGACACUGCUGGCUCUUCCCAUUGGUUCCAUGUCUGCUCAGGUCUUCUGGGAUGCUUUCACCCUUCACCUCUUGUGGUAUUGGGAAUUAUUUUCAUCCUGCCUAGUGGUUCUUCGACAGUCUGACUUCUUUUGGGUCAGAAUGGGGCUUUUCUGUUGCUUUCCAAGGCGAGUCACUUGCUGUUUGGUGCCUCCAGCAUCCUGCCUGCAUGUCUGAGGAUGAGAAUACUCCCUUGUCUCGCAGGGCAGCGCUGAGGUUUGCUUUUCCUUUGGGAAAAGACCUCCAGAAAGGAAACCCCUACUGUUCUGCUGUGUUCUGGGGUCCUGCAAAGAGUCCUGUCAGCCCUGCCAGAGCUCCUAGGCUGUGUCUUAAUACGUUAAGCACUGGCCUAACCUCCACUUCUCCUGGAAGAGGGAAGUGGGGUUCUUCCACUGCAGUAGCUGUUCCAUUUAGAGCAGAAGCUCCCAUGUUAAUGUUACAUGCUGUUUGGCCAACACUAGCUAUGGCAAGUCUCUCUUGUAACCCAUGUUAAAACCGAGGUUUGGGGCUUUUGUGUGCUGCUGAGAGGAGGAGACAUCAGUUGCCAGCAGAAACCUCCUUCCCAGGCUUUUCUCUGUGUGCACACAGUUAAAUCCAGCCUUUGGCUUUCCCCUCUGACUAUAAAUGCUGAAUGUAAAUGAAAAGAGUCAGCUCUUAACCUGUCCUAGCUCCGUGGUUUAGAAGCAACAGGCGGUCUGAGCCACCCUCCUCAGCACUGCACCGUGGGUUGUUUCCUAGUCCAUCAACAAGUGGUGAAUUCUGAUACCAUCUGUGCCAACUCCAAAGCUAUUAAAGAUGUUAUUUUUAUGUUCCA
Messenger RNA from Pezoporus flaviventris, 2294 nucleotides. It is a transcript of the gene PLPBP, whose product is annotated as pyridoxal phosphate binding protein. Gene Ontology annotation, cellular component: intracellular anatomical structure. NCBI's taxonomy places the organism in Eukaryota, Metazoa, Chordata, Aves, Psittaciformes, Psittacidae. The record is from RefSeq and is a predicted model, not a curated record. The transcript is spliced from 8 exons. The coding region runs from base 18 to 830 and encodes 270 amino acids. Gene Ontology annotation, molecular function: pyridoxal phosphate binding.